Arabis nemorensis is the source of this 225-nucleotide messenger RNA. The record is from the annotation of a GenBank genome assembly. Lineage: Eukaryota; Viridiplantae; Streptophyta; Magnoliopsida; Brassicales; Brassicaceae.
AUGAGUUUCCCUUUUGAGUCCAUCAGCUCCAGAAACAAGUCAGACGUUACCAAGUCUGUUUCAGCAACAUCAAGGCCUCUCCAUAGGCAGCCGCCUUUGAAAGUUUCUGGAAACCCUAAAUGUUGUCCUGCCUUGAAGAAGGAACUCAACGGAGAUGCUGGAGCUAUUCGAAAUAGCCAAGAAAUCAGCAGAUGUGACCAAUGCAAAGGGACUUCUCGCGGCUAA